GGCAUUUUGCUGGGAAAGAUAGGGCUUUUAUAUUCGAGCCGAUUGAAUAGACAAGGGAGGGAGCGAUUCCUGGAAUUGGGAAUAUCGGAGUUUGAUUAAGAUAAGGAUUUGGACCGAUUGAUUGGCCUGGCAGUCGAUGAGGUUUGGCAGAUUGUUAUGAAACCGGAGGUGCCAUCUGUACCUGUUCUUCAUAUGAGAGGUGACUCUGGGGCAUACACCUUGUGCUCUUCUUUCUUGUCCUUGUUUGCAUCUUAGUAGAGUUCUUAUGGGGUCAAAGCCUGUUUUUGAUGAAACCUGUCAUGUUAGUGGGGCAAAUCAAUAUUCUGCCAAUGUGAGUGAUAAGUCGUCCUCUUUCAAGAUCAAGGCCUGUGACAAUUUACAGCACACCGCUAGUGAGACAAGUAACCUACUUAGCGUCAAUUCGAGUUACGAUUCUCUGUCUGAAAAUGCUGAAAGCAGACCACCACUAAGGUUUUCUAAUACUUCUGAUCAUUUAGAAGGCAUUGAGAAACUUUCAACUACAUACAAUGAUUCUAAAGUUGUUGAAGUUCAUGAAGAUAAUAUAUCAUGUGUAAGUAAAGCGAAUGAUACAAAUACAGCAUUCUGUGAUAAUAACAGGAACGUAGAGAGGAAGAAUCUUUCCAGUAGCUUAGCUUCAGUUGGUAGUGUAGGCGCUGAAGAAUUUGGACAGCCACCCCAUUCAGCCUUAUCUGAGAUGCCUCCUUCAAAACAUGCUGCUACUGGCAAUGGCAUGUCAAAGGAGAAUUUGCCAGAACUUAUGGAAUCUUCAUUAACAAAAGAACCAGCUACUGGCCAGAAAUUUGCAUCUUACAAAGGUUUGGAGGUCUCUACAAAAAUGUGUCCAAAGUUUGAAGAGACCAGUGAUGAUGGGGAAGUCCCAAAACAGGAAGCUUUGAGAUGUUCAGGUCAAGGUGAACGUGAUAUUGAAUCUAGUGAGAUGGUUGAUACAGCUGCUAAGCGCCCGUUGCAAUCGGACAAUGGUGAUGACAGUGAUGGAUCAGAUGCUGUGGAGCAUGAUGUAAACGUAUGUGAUAUUUGUGGGGACACAGGUCGUGAGGAAUCGCUUGUCACAUGUAGUAGGUGUAGCGAUGGUGCAGAACACAUCUAUUGCAUGCGGAAAAUGCUUCGGAGAGUUCCUAAAAGUGACUGGUUGUGUGAGGAAUGCAAGUUCACUGAGCAAAUUGAAAACCAAAAGCAAGAUGUAGAUGGAAACAGAAUGAAGAAAGCCGUUUUGAGUACACAGCUCUCUAAUAAGAGACGUGCAGAUAAUACAGAAGCGGCUCCUUCUUCAAAGAGGCAGGCUCUUGAAACUCGGGUGGGAUCACCAAAGCCGUCAAGCCCUAAGAGAACAAUUGCAUUAUCACGUGAAUCUUCUUUCAAGAAUAUGGAUAAGGAUAAGUUUAAGUCCGCUUAUCAGACUUCUAUGUUCACUAAUGAUGUCACAGAAACUGGGCGCUCUCCAACAACAGGUCCUCGGCUUCAAACAGCCAAGGGUGCAUUAUCAAAGUCAAACUCCUUCAACAUGUACUCCAAACCAAGGUUUAAACCUGUAGACAACGUUGUUCCUCAGAAGCAGAAGGGGUUGAAAGAGCAGGCUUCUGUUGAUAUGAAGGAGAGGACAGCCAGAAUGAUGGUCAAAUCUGUGUCAUUCAGAUCUCCCGACUUGGGGCGUUCCAAUGCAUCCGAGUCAAAAGUUAAAAUGCUACCAUCAAAAUUUAACCCUCUUAAAGAUCUAAAGGGAUUGAAACAAGUGAAAGAGCGGAGUACAGUUGAAAGAAAACAUUUAUCUAAACUAGAUCGUCCUUUAGUUGGUUUGCCAACAUCCAGUGCUAUUGUUUCAACACCGAAGGUUGACCAAGCAUCCCGUGGUGAUAACAGUUUGCUAUCUGUGAGCAACCUUCGAGAGCAUAAGACCUUACUAUCUGAUGGAAAAAUAUGUACUUCAUCAAAAGCAAUAAGUAGUCUAACUCGUAAAGGUGCUGAGACUCAAAGUUCUCCAGGUGGAUCUUCUCCUAUAAGUGGAAUGUGUACUGCUGCUUCUGAACAAAGGUCAAACCAAGUUCUAUCUAACAAUGAACCUUUAUCCAGCUAUUCUCGGCCUAUUGAGAAGCUACCUGCUGAUGGUGAAGGGAAUUCUGAAGAUGUGCCUCAAUCAGGGGAAAUGGCAAAUCAGACUGAUGUAACCAGGGAGAGCUCUGUUCGCAGUAGGCCGAUUGUUGCAGCUAGCUCAAAAAGUCUUUUCUGUUCAAUUUGUAAAGAGAUUGGUCAUACUGCUGAAUCUUGCAAUACCGUAGUCUUAGAAACUAUUGUUACUGAUGUUUCUCCUCCAAGGAGUUGCAGGGAGGAGGUGCUGAGAAGUAGUAGGUUGAAAGAUGCAAUUCACGCUGCUUUGCUUAGAAAGCCUGAAAUAUACAAAAAGAAAACAGUACUAAAUCAAUCUGAUGACUUGUCUGUUUCCAACAUGGAAUCAAGUUCUGAAGUAGUUGCUCCAGAGAUAAUAUCGAACAUGAUGAAUAAUAACAUGCGUACUGGAGGAUCACAUGAUGGACAAGCAAUUCCUGGAAUUUCUAAUUCCGAUUGUCACAAGAAUACAUCACAGCCUGCUAAUUCUGUGGUUACUUCCAGUGUGGUAGGCUCCAGUUCAGUUGUUCCUCUUCUUGGGAAGUCUACAGUGCAAGAUUUGCAGAGUCAUCCUUCAAUGGGGAUGUCUUUUCUUAUGAAGACAACAGCCAUUCCAGAAUAUGAAUACAUUUGGCAGGGAAGCUUUGAACUGCAAAGAGGUGGAAAUAAUCUGGAUAUAUGUGGUGGUAUUCAAGCUCAUUUAUCGACUUGUGCAUCACCAAAAGUACUUGAAGUGGUCAACAAAUUUCCACCGAAAGUUCCUCUGAAGGAAGUCCCUCGUUUAAGUGUAUGGCCAACACAGUUUUAUCAAAGUGGUGUCAAAGAACAUAAUAUAGCACUCUACUUCUUUGCCAAAGAUCUUGAGAGUUACGAAAGGAACUACAAGGUCCUUAUAGAUGCGAUGAUGAAGAAUGAUUUAGCCCUUAAGGGAAAGUUUGGCGGCAUUGAACUUCUGAUACUCCCAUCAAAUCAGCUUCCUGAGAAAUCACAACGUUGGAAUAUGCUUUAUUUCUUAUGGGGUGUGUUCAGGGAGACGAGGGUGCAUUACGUAGACUCUACUAGAAAAGUAGACAUUCCUGGCUCGAGUGUUGUCUCUUUGGACAAUGGCACUUCCACUGCCAUGACUUUGUCCAAGGACCUGCAUGUUCCCAAGCGUGUAGGUGCAGAUGACAGGUUGUCUGGUGCAGCCUCUGAAUCCAAAUUCCCAGAUCCUCUGGUUCUUACGGUUAGCAAGGAUCUUGAUUCCAAAGAUACAUACCCAGAGGAGAUGUGUCGUGGUUCAAAAGAGAACUUGGUGAUGCAGGAUAGUGGGGGUGCUUACGAAUACACAGCAAACAAUGCAGUCUUGUCUGGUGCAGUUGCAUGCACUACUCCUUCCCUGCAAGAAGUUUUCCUUCGUGAGAGCAGACUAGACACUAUGGGGCAAAUUGGUAAGGAGAGAAUUGCAGAUAGAAAGAACAUGAUUGCUGUCGAGGAGUUGAUUCUGGAAAAGUUGAAUAUAGACAGGGAUGAAAGUAGACAAUUGAGGGAGCUGACGGGAUUUGAUGGAUCUAAAGAGAUGGAUACAGCUUUUCUGACAGACUCGACAACAAAGGUCAACUCUUGUCAGUCUAAUACUAGAAUACAUCCACAUAUAGAUCUGUCAGAGACAGCAGCUUCUUCUACUACAAGUCAAGAAAUGCCUUGGAAUGUGGUGAAUACUAUUCAGAGAGAUGGACAGAAUGAUAGAAAGAAGUCAAAAUUAGAUUCUAGUGAAUUACAGGGUUUUAGUACUUCAAAGGCUAUUCCUAUUACUUCAGCUGAGGGGAAGAAUUCUCUUGAAGAAUGUGAUGAAAAAGUUAUUCCAGAGGACUUGGGAACUACUGAAAGGCACUUCUUUCCUGUGGAGUCAAGGAAUAUCCAGGAUUUUCAGAUGGAUAGCAACUCUCUGCCAUGGAAAAAUUUCGCAUUAGGAAAUGAGGAUAAGUUGGAUGGGUUUCCAAGUCUUGAGCUUGCUCUUAGGGCGGAAGCAAAACCACCAAGUAAGGGGAGUCUGCCCUUCUUUGUUGGGUUAGGUGAUGAGAGAGAUAACUAUGACAGACCUUUAGAAAAAACACUUGGUGAGGAAGAAGAUGAUGCGUCUGCUUCUCUUUCCCUCUCUCUCUCUUUCCCCUUCCCAGACAAGGAACAACCUGUUAAAAAAUCUGAGCAACUUCUGCCCGAAAGGCACCAUGUGAAUACUUCACUGCUUCUGUUUGGGCGCUUUCCAGAAAAAUAGAACAACGAUGGAUUCUUGCAUCAUGUAUUAGUGUGACUGGAGGUGGUAAUGCUCAGGAGCGGCCAUGAGAAUUUCCCUUUGUUCAUAUCUCCUAUAGGAUACAGUUUUCUUUGUUAUGCUCCCAUUUUGGUAGUGCCCAUCUCUUUGGUUCUCAGUAUGUUAUUGUUACGGCUGUUUGUACAUAUGAAGAGAACGAAAGCCGAUUGUCACUAAGCUGAUCAACGUGAUGCCAACUUUUUAGAUUUGAGGUCAAUUGGUGUCCAAUUAGAACCCAACAAGAGCGUAUUUGAAGCCCUUAUUAUUUUUCGUA
Argentina anserina (silverweed cinquefoil) is the source of this 4709-nucleotide messenger RNA. RefSeq lists its product as uncharacterized. The record is from RefSeq and is a predicted model, not a curated record. Bases 266 to 4399 code for a protein of 1377 amino acids. Lineage: Eukaryota; Viridiplantae; Streptophyta; Magnoliopsida; Rosales; Rosaceae. The transcript has 12 exons.